Molecule: messenger RNA, 9098 nt
Organism: Monodelphis domestica (gray short-tailed opossum)
Lineage: Eukaryota; Metazoa; Chordata; Mammalia; Didelphimorphia; Didelphidae
Gene: ZNF316
Product: zinc finger protein 316
Biological process (GO): regulation of transcription by RNA polymerase II
Cellular component (GO): nucleus
Molecular function (GO): DNA-binding transcription factor activity, RNA polymerase II-specific
Source: RefSeq, a predicted model, not a curated record
CGACACGACACUACAGCAGGCUCUCUGUCCCGUCCUCCCUUCCCCCGCCUGGCCGUGUCCAGUCCAGCCUCCUCUGGUCACUCCUCUUCUCCCAGGCGGCCAGGCCUCAGCUGGGCCCGGCCCGCUCCUCAGCUGAGCUCCCUGGAAAUCCAACUUGACCUCCAAGAUGGAGCGAGGGGAUGAAGCAUGUGUGCUGGACCUUCGGUGCUCUGAGGACAGGGAUAUCCCGCAAGGAGCUCAUUCAGGCUGAGGCGUUGAAGGAGAAACAGAAGAUGGCAGCCUUACAUACAUCACCAGAGUCCCCGACCUCCCAGCUGGAGAGAAUGGAAGUCAGGCCAGAGUGUGAAGCUGAUCAUGAGGGAAGCUCAGAUCUGGUUGAGGAAAGCUUGGAGGAUAUUGAGGGGAGCCCAGAGCUGAUGGAGGACAGCCCAGAAGAGGUCGAGGGGAGCCCAGAGGAGGAAGAUGAUAGCUCAGAGCUGAUUGAUGGGAGCCCAGAGGCGAUUGAUGGCCUUCCAGAGCCCGUUGGGGGCAGCCCAAGGGCUAUCAUGGGUAGCCCAGAACCUAUUGAUGGCAGCCCAGAACCCAUGAUAGGCAGUCCAGAGCCUAUUGAUGGCAUCCCAGAACCCAUGAUGGGCAGUCUAGAAGCUGUUGAUAUCAUCCCAGAGCCUCAUGUGGGCAGCCCAGAACCUGUUGAUGUCAUCCCAGAGCCCAUAAUGGGCAGUCCAGAAGUGAUUGAAGGCAGCCCAGAGCCCAUUGAAGAUAGUCUGGAGCACAUUAUGGGCAGCCCAGAGGGAAUCGAAGGCAGCCCAGAAACCAUUGAAGGCAGCCCAGAGGUGAUUGAGGGCAGCCCAGAGCCAGAACUACAGGAACCAUUGAACGAUGACUCUAAAAUGGAGUCCCCAGUUCUUCAGGAGAAGGCUUCAUCAGUUUCCUGGGUUCCAGCUAUUCUUAAAAAAGAGAUUCUUGAUGAUGAUGAACCAGUGACUGAUUUCCUAACUACUGAGUCCCAGGGACUGGUGACAUUUGAAGAUGUGGCUGUGUAUUUCUCCUUGGAAGAGUGGGGGAGGCUAAAUGAAUCUCAGAAAGAUCUUUACAGGGAAGUCAUGCAGGAAAACUAUGGGAUUCUGGUGUCCCUGGGUUAUCCAAUUCCUAAACCUGAUGUAAUCUCACGAAUGGAACGUGGAGAAGAAUUGUGGGUCCCAGAAAGUCCUGGUCCAGAGGAAGGUGAUAUUUUAACUGGUGUCUACACAGGUGGUUGGUUCUGGAAUGAGGAGGAGGAGGAUGAAGAUGAGGAGGAAGACGAAGGUCCCCUGGAGACUCCCGAGGAGUCGGAGCCCCCGGGAGUAUGGUCCGCGGCCUAUGGAGUGGGAGAUGUCCCUGGAACCUGGGGCCCCGAUGAUUCUGUCCAGGCCCCGCCCACAGAUUUAUGGGGUGGAGACCCCACCAAUAUAGGGAUGGUCCCCGAAGGACAGGAAAUGAAGCCCAUUCUCCAUGGCGGGGAGGCAGGUGCCCCACUCCUGCCCCCCUGGGCAUUCUCAGCGGUGGUGGAAGCGGCUGGGGGCAGGCCAGAGACAACAUGUGACGUGUGUGGGAAGGUAUUCCCUCAUCGGUCGGGACUGGCCAAGCACCGUCGCUACCACGCAGCUGUGAAGCCUUUCGGUUGUGAGGAGUGUGGGAAGGGCUUCGUUUAUCGCUCCCACCUGGCCAUCCACCAGCGCACACAUACAGGAGAGAAGCCAUUCCCCUGCCCCGACUGUGGCAAGCGCUUUGUCUAUAAGUCGCACCUGGUUACCCACCGGCGGAUCCACACGGGUGAGCGGCCUUACCGCUGCUCCUUCUGCGGAGCUGGUUUUGGCCGCCGCUCUUAUCUGGUGACUCACCAACGCACCCACACGGGGGAGCGGCCUUACCCUUGCCCCCAGUGUGGCCGUAGCUUCAGUCAGAGCUCGGCUCUCGCCCGCCACCAGGCUGUCCACACUGCAGAAAAGCCCCACUGCUGCCCUGACUGUGGACGGGCCUUUAGGCUUCGAGCAGACUUCCAGCGGCAUCGAAGGGGUGGAAAGUGCUCUGAUCUUAGGGAGGAAGUAAGAAGAGAAGAGAGUGAGGGUGCGGAGCUGGGGGGGGAGGGUCUGGAACCUGUAAACGAAACCCCUGUUAUAGAGAGGACCUACCCCGAACUGGGGAAUGGCUUUGGGGAGGGGGAAGGCCCUUCACAUCCCCUUGACUUUCACUUCCCGCUGCCACCCAAAUCUUGGCUUCAUGGAGAGAAUCUCCCAAUGUUAGCCCUUCAGGAUUUUGGAGAAAGGGUAGCCCAUGAGCUGGUGGAUGCUCCACCUCUCCCGGGGCACUUAGGGAGCCAAAUCUCUUUAAUUGAUGGGACAGCAAUGCCUUGUGACCCCUGUGCCAGUGGACUGCUACCUUUUGGCCCUUCGGUGGGGAGCCUCCUCGCGGACCCCCAGCCUUCUUCCAUGUUGGAGGAAGAGACUCCGUGGAUAUGCUCGGACUGCGGAAAGACCUUUGGGCGGCGAGCAGCCCUGGCCAAGCACCAGCGCUACCAUGCCGGGGACCGCCCACACCGCUGUGCGGACUGUGGGAAGAGCUUUGUGUACGGCUCUCACCUGGCCCGGCACCGGCGCACACACACUGGGGAACGCCCUUUCCCCUGCCCCGAGUGUGGGGCCCGCUUUGCUCGGGGCUCCCACUUGGCUGCCCACGUGCGUGGCCACACCGGGGAGAAGCCUUUUGUGUGCGGGGUAUGUGGGGCCGGAUUUAGCCGGAGGGCCCACCUGACAGCCCACGGGCGGGCACACACAGGAGAACGUCCCUAUGCCUGUGGGGAGUGUGGGCGGCGCUUCGGUCAGAGUGCAGCCCUGACUCGGCACCAGUGGGCACAUGCCGAGGAGAAGCCACACCGAUGUCCUGACUGUGGCAAGGGCUUUGGUCACAGUUCAGACUUUAAGAGGCACCGCAGAACCCACACUGGGGAAAAGCCCUUCCGUUGUGCGGACUGUGGCCGCGGUUUUGCCCAGCGUUCCAAUCUGGCCAAGCACCGCAGGGGUCACACGGGUGAGCGGCCUUUCCCAUGCCCGGAGUGUGGGAAGAGGUUCUCCCAGCGCUCUGUGCUGGUCACCCACCAGCGAACCCAUACAGGGGAACGGCCGUACGCCUGCGCCGCUUGUGGCCGGCGUUUUUCCCAGAGCUCUCAUCUCCUCACCCACAUGAAAACUCAUCGUGGGACAACGACCGGGCCAGCAGCAAAAGCAGAAGCGCCAGGGCAGAAGCAAGCGAGUAGGCCCUCCGGGGAGAAAGAGGACAGUAGUAGUAGUAAGACUGUGGCGGAGUUUGGGGGAAGCUCUAGCUUUGUGUCCGAGGAACCUUCUGCCGUAUUCCCUGGUCCCUCUUGCUCUUAUGAGGAGACCCUCAUGUGAGGUGGGUGAGGAGGGAGCUGGGAGGAGGCAUAUCCCGAGAGACCACUUGUCUCUUCCCCCUGGGACUCCCUGUGCACAGGGAUCUGGGUACACGAAAUGCUCCCGUGAGGGCUCCUGCGUGUCACCUGACUUCAUGCUCCCUCCUACUUCUCUCUCCAGACAGUGACUCAGGCAGGAGGGAGUUGGCCUUUGUUGCUUUCCUUGAAGCCCCUGGCACUCCCCCAGCCCUUCACAUUUGUGUUGCCCUCCCGCUCAAGUUUUCUGAAUGGGGCUGGUAUGGAAGAAGUGGCCUGGGGUCAGGGUGGGGUGACAGCUGGGGUUUGGGAAAGAUUGAAGGAGAGAAAAAAUGCAGAAGCGUGAAGGUUGGCAUCACAGUGGUCUGGAAGAUGAUGCCAUUUGGGGCUUAUAUAGAAGAGCAAACCAAUAGUCAUGAAGGGUGGUGUUAUUUAUUUUACUCUGAUGCAGAAUUGGGUGGAAAAACCUUCACGUGGUUUACUUCUCGGUAAGCCUGGGUUUGAGCAAGAGAAGGAGGCUCUUGCUUGGUAGAAUGGGACUAGGUAAGGGGAGCAGGGGCCUCUGUGAAUCAAAGCUUAAGUCUGGGUUGCAGUUGCAGUGGGUGGAGCUGAGUGACUUUUGCCUUCCACGUAUGGAAUUUCCCGUCUUCUCAGCUAACUGUAAAAACUGUUGGGUUAAUUGGUGACUUCAGGUUAUUUCAGCUCAUUUUAGUAUUGACUAGGAAGUGAUGUAAGAACCUGGUAAUUCCUGUUAAUGCCAGCUGGCAUCAGUCUGGCAACUUCAGUCCCUAUUCUAAGGGUUAAACUAAAUAAUUAAGGUCCCUUCCAUCUCUAACAUUCUGUCUUCUAUGUUCUAAAGUCUUUUCCAGUUGUGAUAUUCUAUGUUUUAAGGUCCUGUCCACUUCUGACAUUCUCUGUUUGAUGUUUUAAGGUUCCUUCUAAAUCCAGUGUUGUGUGUUCUAAGGCCCCUUCCAAUGCUAAUAUCCUCUGUCCUGAGGUUUCUUCCAGCUUUGACAUUCUAUGACCUAAGGUACCUCCUAGCCCUGCCAUUUUUCUGUUCUCUGGUUGAUCAGUGGGUAAGAAGGCUUAGAGGAAUUCCAAAGAGGUUGGCUCUAUGCUCCUAGCACAAGAGAAUUGAAAAGAAAUUGAGUAGACUUUUAAUGUUAUUUCUUUGUGAUCAUGCCUAGAAGUUGAAUCAUAGUGCCAGCUGAUAGAAUGUAGUAGUCAAGAAUGUUGAUAUUACUAUCUUCUUUGCUGGAAAUCUGAGUAUUCUGGAGGGGGAGGAUAGAUUAGCUGAAAAUGUUUGUGGGCUGAGAAAGACUGGGUCCUAGAGACUAGGUUUCCACAGCAGGGAAGAGAAAGCACAUUUGAGGCCUUAUGCUUCAGAUUGAAUGCGCCCCACCCCCCUUUUCUAUCCAAUGGCACAGUUUCUCAGCUGCCUGACAUCAGGCUUAAUUAGACAGGCAAGUUUGCCUUGCCAUCAAUGGUAGGUAUGGUAUUUAACAAUAGUAGUUAAGUGGAUUAUAGCUCUAAGCAUCUUCCCAGAAUUCUUGACUUUCUACCUUUGGUCAAGAACUAGAGGCAGAGAAGUAUGUUGCACAAACAGGCCUGUGGAAAGUCACACAUCUAUGUAAACCAUAAGGCUGCUUCUAGUGAAUUCUUUGAGUGGUGUAAAUCACCUCUCUGGAUUUUCCUCUAGUGUAAGUUAAAGUGAAGUGUUCAUUGUUUCCAUGUAAACUCCCGUGGAGGUGAAAAUCAUUGGGAAAUGGCUCUUUUGCUUCCCAGAUCCUCCCUGAAGCUAGAGAUUCUGCACUAGAAUUUUCAGACAAACUGGUUAAAAUGUCUCAUGAAGCUGAUAUGUUCUCUUAGCACCUUUCCUCUGAACUUAACACUUCGUAGAUUUAAGUAUAAUUAAGCACUGCUGUGAGUGAUUGACUGCCUGACUGAAGGAGGUCAUGGAAUCUCUUUCCUAGAGAUCUUUAGGAAUAGGAUAGAUGUACUUGCCUGUAGGUAGGCAGGGGAAUGGGCCAGAUGGCGACCUCUGGAGGUCCUUUCCAGUUCUUUUUCUAUAGUUACUUCCAUUACUAGAGGCGAGUUGUAUUUCUGUUUACAAGUAGUACUUCCAUAGAAAAGUAGCAUUCCUGUUUCAUGGAGCAGGGAAUGGAGACACUAAGAAGUUAAAUAAUUUGCACAGGAUGAUGGUGAAUUAAUGACCAAGUUAGGAUUCAGAACAACCAAUAUUUAUUGAAUGCCUAUUAUGUGCAAAGUACUCUAUAAUCUAAACUGCACAAUUAGUUUAAAGAGCAGCAAAGGGCAUCUUGGAAAGUAAGCAGCAAACCAUUUUGUUUCUUUGCCAGGCUGAACGGUACCAAAAAAUUGCCAUUUUGAAUCCAGUUUCAUUCAUUCAUUACAACUACAAUUCACUUACUGUAAUGUAGGCAUGGCACUGAGGGCCAGGAGGGAGAAAGGCAGGGCUGCUGAGGGUCUCUGGGGGAUUGGGGUUGGGAAGCACAAGUAGUUGGUGGGGUUGGGAGGUAAACCUUAGAAGGGGGGGUGGGGGGCCGGGAAGUAGAAGGGAUGGGUAAAAAGUGAUAUGGGGAUGGGGGUGAAUAGAAGGGGAGGGGACAAAGGGGGUUUGUGAUGAUGCAGAGGGAUUAGCAACGUUUGGGGGAAAUCAUGUAUACUGAUCAGAGUUAUACAGCAUUAUCUUGGCUCUUGGCCCAAUCAUACCUGGGCAGGAAAGAUUAUUGUGCCUGAACUAUGGGCAGUGCCCUGCAUAGCAAUUUCUGCCCUUUCCCUAGGAGGAGCAGGAGCCCCAGAGAUGGGGUGUCAGGGAGGGAAGUGGGUUUGUGUGCUGCAUUCCUGGACAGGUGAAAAGGAGCUGCGGAAACCACAGAAAUUUUCUGUAGCAGUGCCGGGAUCCAAAUGCCAUCCCUUUCCACAUCUGGCAUGUCUCUUCAUGUGCAUGUCUUGUGUUCCCCUUGGCUCCUUUCCUGCCUCCUCUCUCCCCCAAAUGCAUCCAUCCCACACUCACCCUUGUCAGCUGGAGAACAUAGCUUUAAUAAAGAAUGGAGAAAUUAAGCUUGACUUGACUCCCUUGCUGUUGACAACUCUGGGUCCCCAUCUAAGGAAAUUGCCAUGAUGAUUGAGAGGCCUACUUCUUUUUCUUUAUAAAUUUGCCUGGUGCAGUGACAAUUAUUUUACAUUUCGAGGAGGGCAUUUUUGCUAUAUCCUGCAUUAACAUUCAGCUGAGUUUCUAUUUAACUGGAGUCUUUUGGUAAGAAGUGUGAAAUCUGCAGGGAUUACUGCAGUUGAUCCCAGAGCUUCUCUUUUCAGUUGGUGGCUUGUCUAGUUCUCACCCAGGUUUAUGGCAUUAGGCCUACUAGGUGACAGAGCUUGGACUAGAGUGGGGACUAGGUGGGAUGUUAGCUUUUGGCACAUGUUACCACUAAUUAAUGACUCCUAAGGUGAUCCCCUUGACAUACACUGUAAUUGUUAAAUGAAAGAAACUACAUCUCUCUUUUUGCCAUUUACUGAGAUGAACAAUUUGUUCCCAAAGCAAGAUAAUAAUAUUGGACAAAGGCCGUGUCUCACCAAUUUUCUGACUGACUAGUAAGUACCAUACAUACGGAGGUGAUAGUGCUUUGUUCACAGUGCUGCAGUCUUGAGCAGAAUUCACCAGCAGACUGUUAUUUCUCUCCUGUUCAGAGUUCUGAAGAUUUGAUAAGAACAGACAAAAGUAAUGAAUUGUUGGGACCCAUUUGUUCCUGAAGGCACUUCCCAUAAUUUCUUUUGGUCUCCUUUUCCCCAUUGGGACCAAGUUUCAAAAAGUACUCUAAAGUUUACUGAAGGUGGGGAGAAGGCUCAAAAUAAUGAACUGGAUAGUAGUUUUAAAUGUAACCUUUAGGCAUUAUGAAAUGGGGCAGUCCUGCCUUCAAGAUAAGGUUUUGAUGCUUUGGAAUCUAAAAACCUACUUCUAGUCAUAGCCACUAAAUGAGGUAAUAAUUCAGAGUUUCUAUAGUGAAUUUUAAAACCUAAAUUAUUGCCUCGCACAGUAUAAAACUUCCAUAGGAAAAAUAAACUUUUAUUCCAGAACUAUACUUUGAAGGUUGAACAUAAAAGCAAACUGCUUCCCAGUGAAGAAAAGACUUCUGGAGAGCUAAUCAUUUCCAGGUAAUAAUUUACUUUGGUAUGAUAGAAUAAGUAAACAGUAGGAUGUGACAGAAACAUAGGCUUACAGUACUUACAAUACUAAACAUAUUGAGUUUCCCUCUUGUAUUUCCCUUCUCUCUCUAUCUCUGUCUUUUUUGUCUGUCUCUCUCUGUCUCCUCUCCCUUCUUUGUGCUUUAUCCUUUAUCCUAUAUGCUUUUUAUCCUUUCUUGUUUUAUUGUUCUCUCAUCUCCUCCCCCCCAAAUUUUGUUUCCCUUUAAUUAUAAUUCACGAUUUUAUAACACUGUUUUAUAAAGUACUCUUCCUCAUCACAAGUGGAUAGUGUAUUAGUAUUCCUAUUUUAUAGAUGAGGAAUCAGACUCAGACAUGGAGCGACUUGUCUAAAGUCACACAACUAGUAAAUAUGACUUACUCUAGGACUCAGACCUGGAAUGUGGUUUUUUUUUUUUUGGUUGCUCUUUGUUAUUCAUGUUGAAUAAAAUGAUAUGUUUCCAAUUCUCAUUUUUAAAUUGAAGGUUAGUUGAAUAAUGCAUAUUUUUCUCUUGGGGCGACAAAACCUAAAAUUAGUUGCUUUUUAUUUGUAGCCUUCAGUUGAUUUCUGUGGGUCAAAGGCUGUUGUUAGAAAAAACCAUCUCUGGUGCAUAUAUAUGUUCACUUCAUCAGUUUUGUUGUUUUUAAAUAUCCUUUUUUUACCCCCUAGUGUUCUCAUACACAUGCAAUUCACUCCAUCUGUGCCAUCUUCCACUGGCAGAAUAAGUACCUGAGUGAGCACAGAGACCAUAUGGGAGACUCCAUUCUUUGCCAUGAAUGAUUCUGAUACUCCUUGAUUUUUGGUAGAGAAUUGAUAUCAAGAAGUGCUGGCAUUAGGUGGGAGGUGCCUAUUCAGGCUCCCAGGGGCUUUUCUCAGGUGCUUAGUGAUAUUGCCUUGUGGUUCUCAGCAGGAACAACCUUUGUUCUGAGUCUCCCCUCCUCUCCCUUGAUCCUCAUGUGGCCUUUUUCCUUGAUGCCUUUUCCCUCUGCUAUGAAUAUCUUCUUGCUUACCCUUUCCUCUCCUUCCCUUCCUCUUGUCUUGGACCCUAGAUCCCUUCCUGCCUCUUUCCAGCCAUCCAGCUCUUGAUCCUUUUUGUUUGCCUGAUGGGCCUUUCCCCAGCUCUGAGUAUGUUUGUUGGGAGUCUUCUCAAGUCCUGGUUUGCUGCACAAGUGGUUGAGUCCAGCCUACUGUGGAGUUCCAGGGAUUUUAUACAUCUGGAAGGUUUUAGAGCUUGUGGAACAGGAGUUUUCCUUGUUUGCAGUCCACACAGAAGAGGGAUGAGAGGAUGCUAUGGUGUAAUAUAUGCUAGGGAGGACUAACCCACCUGUGAGAUCCUUUCUAAUGUAAAACCUAAUUUCAACAUAAUUACACUGAAGCCAAUGUACAGGUAGGUAUACUUUUAUUUACAUGUGUUCCAGCACAAUUCAACUCUAAUAAAUAUUAUUUACACAUCUA